Molecule: messenger RNA, 3218 nt
Organism: Stegodyphus dumicola
Lineage: Eukaryota; Metazoa; Arthropoda; Arachnida; Araneae; Eresidae
Biological process (GO): developmental process; regulation of transcription by RNA polymerase II
Molecular function (GO): protein dimerization activity; DNA-binding transcription factor activity, RNA polymerase II-specific; RNA polymerase II transcription regulatory region sequence-specific DNA binding
Source: RefSeq, a predicted model, not a curated record
GCUUGCAAUUGCGAGGAUAACGGUAUAAUCUCUUCGGAAUCGUCAUCUACUUGUCAAAGCCCAUUCAGUCCAAUGGUAUACGAAGAACUGAGUUGUGGUGAAUCUGCCUCCUGGUAUCCUGGUGGGCCUCCGGAAGACUUCUGCAAUUUCAAUAAUUCUCUGUUACCUGAGAAAAGUGCUUACUGUCCCAUUCCAAUGAUAAGUUAUGUUCCACGAAGGACACCUAGAUCUGAAAUGCGACUUAUACCACCCAGGCGAUACAGAAUUCCCAAGCCCAAGUCUAAAGCACGUUUGACCAGUUUAAGCAGAUUAAGCUCUGAUGACACACACAGCCAAAGAAGCUUAGCGAACGUGCGAGAAAGGCAACGAACACAAAGUCUGAACCAGGCCUUUAGCGUGCUGCAAAAGGCUAUCCCCACAAUGCCAUCGGACAAAAUGAGUAAAAUUCAAACGCUAAAACUCGCAAUCACCUAUAUACGGUUCCUGAACUCCUGGCUAAAUAAUUUGGUGCUCAGCGGGGAUGACAUACUAACCAAAAAUCAGAUAUCUGACUAUUCAUGCGGGUUUCAAGGAAGUAGCUAUGAAACAAAACAAAUGCUUGGCAGAGAAUUCUCAAUGUGGCGAAUGGAAGGAGCGUGGUCGAUGGAGCGACUGAAAGAUAUGGGCUUAGAUUUCAGACAACCUAGGCAGAUGAAUCCCUGCAAACAAGAGAGCGGCAUUGUACCUUACGAAUCUCAUUCACGUACGGCGAUGAUGAGUAUGUGAAUAAAGCUUAUAUUUCAUCAGAUAUUAGAGACUUAGUCGUAUGAAUUAUUGCUAAAGUAGCCAAAAAUUGUUGUCAACAAGAUUUGGAAUCGAAUACUCACGUUAAAAUGAACAAUGAAUAUUUUCUACUUGUGUGCAAAUGAAACGCACUACAACUAGGGCAGUAAUUUUAUCGCAUAAGCAAAUGUCCUUGAAUUUUAGGAAUUUUUUUAACGUUUACGGAAUAUUACAUUUUCCCCCAAAUUUCGAAUAAUUUCCUGAUAUUCUUUAGUUCCUAUUAUAAUUAUCAGAUUCAUUUUAUAUUUAAAUUAAUUUUAUUCUAAAUAUGUUUUUAUAUUUUAAUAAUUUUAAUGCUGCUUUCCACUAGAGUUUCGCCAAAAUGCACUGUUAAAGACAUGCUGCUUCAAAAUCCACAGUGUUUUCACAAUGCGAGAAACAUGCAUAUAUUCAUGCAAAUUCUUCGUUAUUUAAUUUCUUUAAAUAUAUAGGGCGAUAAUAUAUUUGGUGGCAACAAUUUGAAAAGUGAUACGCUGUUUAUAGUGAUUCAACACAAAAUGCCUAGCAUUAUUUUUUCGUCUUUAGUAUUCAGCCGAGCUGAAAUGUUGAUAUAAAUUCUCGAUCCUGAAAUAGAUUCUAAUUCGAAGUCUAAAUUCGAAGUCACGAUAGUUUCGCAAAUUUUCAUUACUUGUUUCCCACAAAGACAAUUCUCUGAUUUCCUUUUUCUUGCUGCGAUAAAAUUACUGCUCUUAUGAUAGGCUUUUGUUAAUAUUACAAUUUCAGAUUAGAUGCGUUGAUUUUGCUAAGUUUACUUGUUACUUUUUGUUCAUAUAGGUAGAAGUAGAAUGCUCACUUUUUAAACCACUGGUGGGCUAAUGAUAAAUUUAAUUUAUCAAUAAAUGGCAAUGUUAAUUGCAGUCCCAGAAUGGUAAAAUUGAAAUAUGCUUCUGGUCAUUCUUUUCUGCUUUUAAAUUUAGUGACUGAAAUUAAAGAAUGAAGUUAAAUUGAAUAAACAAAGUUCUAAAAUCAUUUUGUGAACUGUAUAAAUGUCAGAAAUUAAUGUUUCCCGAUUGAAAAAUAUUACUUUUCUUUUCAAAGAAGAUUUAUAAAUAUGUUAAAUGAAAAUAACUAUCAUUACUUCAAUCAUAACUAUGUUUAAAGUUUUGAACGCAACUGUAUGAUUGAAAUACGUGUGGCUAAAUAAUGUAGAUUAUUAACAGAAUUAUUUUUACUAUGAAAGAACAGCACUAUUAUAAAAAUACUUUUGUAUAAAACUAAAACUUCUAGAAGAGUAAAUUAAUUCGAAAAGGAUAAUUUUUAGUGUAAUUAUUUUGUAACUUAUUAAUUUUACAUAACAGUUUUAACGGUCUAAUAAAGCUCUACUAGUUUCGAAAUUUUUUCCUGGAUAUUACUAAAUACAGUGAAAUUUCCCUCUGACGAGAACCCAUGAUUCCAGAAAAUUUUAAGUUUUUUUUUCGAAAGUAGUUGCUGUUAUACUACUUAGGGGACUUGGUACCUCAAAAUCGAUUAAAUUCUCGAUUUUUCGAUUUUUGCCAAAAAAUACCGUAAUACUAUACUGAAGAGAAAUUUUGAAAUGAUCUGACGAUAAUAAAUUGUAUAAAAAGGUUUUUAAAAAUUUUGACAUCCCUUUAAAUGCCACACCUCCUCAGUGUUUAUUUUUUUACUUCUUAAUUGUUCCAGUAACUUAACAUUUCUUAACUUACCAGUUCAUUAACUUAACGUCUUCGAAGACGAAUGUAAUUAAAUGUGACUACGCUUAUUAUCAAACUGUGUUUAUACUGAUUUAUUUAAAUACUAAGUGAAGUUGGAAAAAAUUCUUAUAUAUAUAUAUAAUUCAGCUCUCCGAAUAUUUCUAUGUAUGCUAUCGGUCAAUUUUGCUAUGCUUCGUCAAAAUCUGAAAUUAUUUGUGAUAAGACACGAACAAAAAAAGAGGAGGCGUAAUGAAAUUGAUCAAGUUCUUGAUUGUAGCAUUAUUGAAAAUCUAGCUAUCAAUAAACUGUUGAAUUAAUUAAAAUGCACCUAAGUUAAUUUAAAAUGCAGUUCAUAUACAAGACCUAUUGUCUAAAAGAAGGGAAGAAAUCACAUAGGCUGCUGAGCUGUUUUAAAUAAAAUGCUUUUUGUCUAUUCAGAUUUCAAAUUUUGCUUUUUGAAAAAAUGAAUGAAAUACAAAUUAAUGUUAUUAAUAUUAAUUAUAAAUUUGAAAUAAUUUAACGACCAUUUAGACAGAUUACAUUCUUUAAACUGCGUUUUCUCAGUUUGCAUUUUUUCGAUAAAUCCUUUUACCUAAAGUCCAAAAACUUACGUAGAUAUGGAUUAAAUUAUUUAAUAUUGUUACUGCUUGUUUAAAAUUAUAUACUUAACAGAAACAAGGAUGGUUUUUUUUUCCAAAAUACUGAAAAGAAAAAAAUUUGGAAGUGAAAAUGUAACUGAAAUCA